Molecule: messenger RNA, 1210 nt
Organism: Macadamia integrifolia
Lineage: Eukaryota; Viridiplantae; Streptophyta; Magnoliopsida; Proteales; Proteaceae
Product: transcription factor-like protein DPB
Exons: 10
Coding region: 213-971 (252 amino acids)
Biological process (GO): regulation of transcription by RNA polymerase II; regulation of cell cycle
Cellular component (GO): nucleus; transcription regulator complex
Molecular function (GO): RNA polymerase II transcription regulatory region sequence-specific DNA binding; DNA-binding transcription factor activity, RNA polymerase II-specific
Source: RefSeq, a predicted model, not a curated record
CCUUCCGAGUUUUCCGACUUUCCCAUUGACCGCCUUCCCCUGUGGUGUGGUAUAUGGCGGGAAUAGGCACUCGAUUCGUUACGUUUGAAAUCUAUUUCUCUCUCUGGGGUUUUCAGAAGAUAUCGAUCAAGAUUGUGAACCUGUAGUGUUUUUCCAGAUUCGCGCUUGAACGCUGAUCGUAUUAUCCGGAAGGUGAUUGCCCUGCUGAUUCAAUGGACAAGAACUCCCACAAAGGCCCAGCUGUUUCAUUUACAAGUGGUUGUGAUAUUGUUACGACUGAUUCUGAGAAUCUUCUGGGAACGAAUAACUUGGGUACCCGGCUAGAUGAUAUAAGCACUAACAAGAAAAAAAGAGUUUCACGGAUUAUAGAUGGGGGACUUCGUGAAUUGAGCAUCAUAGUUUGUAAGAAGGUUGAGAGCAAGGGAAGAACCACAUACAGUGAGGUUGCAGAUGAAAUUAUAGCAGAAUCUGCCUCAAAACGUGAUAAUUCCGUUUCUUUAGAUGAGCAGUUUGAUGAGAAGAACAUACGGCGACGGGUCUACGAUGCGAUAAAUGUCCUUAUGGCACUGAAUAUUGUCACUAAGGACAAGAAGGAAAUCCAGUGGAAGGGACUCCCCUGUACGGACACAAAGGAUCUAGAAGGUCUAGAGAGAGUGCGGAUCAAGCUUAUAAAUGCGAUCCAAAAGAAAGCAGCCUACUUGCAAGAUUUGGAAGGACAAAUUGUAGGUAUCCAGAACCUGAUUCGGCGCAAUCAACAGAUGGACAUGUCUGGAAUUUCCUCGGAAGGGUUUUCUUUGCCUUUUAUAUUGGUCCAAACGCGUCCACAUGCUACAGUUGAAAUUGAGAUCUCUGAAGAUAUGCAGCUGGUGCACUUUGACUUUAACAGCACGCCUUUUUCCUUGCAUGAUGAUGCAUACAUUCUCAAGUUAAUGCAGUAUUACGACUUGCCGGGGAGGAGAUGUGCCACGUAGAGAACAGUGUCUCACUCAUCUUCAGGUUCUGAGCUUCUGGCAUUGUAGAGAAGUACCUGGACCCCAUAACAUUCCAGAAUUUUGAAAUUGGAUUAUAGUUUUCGGGUGAAAUCGAAGGGGCAUGUAAAUGUUUAUAUUUUGCUGCUCUUAAGUUUUGCAGUUUGAUAGAAGGGGCUUGUAAAUUAUAUGCUACCUUUUGCAUAUAUAUAUGCUAUAAUAGGCUGUAGCCAUGUGGGAAA